AUAUAUUCUUGUGGGAUGUAUGAGUUUGCAGAGAAGAAUCCACCACCAGCUGAAAUGGAGACAGGAUACGACAUGUGGUUCGGCACAAAAGAAGGGCGACAGGUCCUUAAGCACUUGGCGUGUGUCUGCCUAGCCAUACUCAGCUUCACGGCAUCUUUGGGCUUCAUCUCCUGGGCCCACGGACCAAGCCCUCCAGGUAUGUUUGAGACCACUAAAGAGAAUAUGUCCAAUGCCUUUCCCAUUGAGGUUAGCAUGGACAGAUGGGCAGGCUACAUGGACAUUGCCAUUCCAAUCUUCAGCAUGGUGGUUCUCUAUUUGUCACUUUUCCUGGUCCUCAAAAGUAAUGACUUUGGCCCAGUUUGCUGCAACCCUGAGGUCCACCCUCCCCGGUUCUAUUUGACUUGGCCUGUGAUCUGUGUCACACACAUAGGUGGACUCUUUCUUUGGGAUCGAGGAGAGAUUCUGCAAGCCCUCUGCCUGAGGAUGUUCCCACCCAUGCUAGGCUUUUACAUGCUGUCUGUUUCUUACAACAACUUGCAGCGUUACAGACCGUGGCUCCAUACCACCUCCUCAAAGCUUGCCUGGUUCACCUACUACGCAACACAAAACAGCUUGGCCCUGUCAGCUUGGUGGAGCUUAAUUGAUGCUCUGAUUAAUCUGGGUGUCGUCCUGAAGUACACCGUUGGCCUGCAAGAUCCAAUCGUCAGCUGUGUGGUACUCACACUACUCUUCCUGGCCAUGCUUCUAUGGUUUAUCCUUGAGACCUUUGUGUUCAUGAAUUAUAUCCACUACACUUUCACGGUGUACCCAAUCUUAAUCGUGGGACUGGGAGCAAUGUUUACCAAAGGAUACGUAUUGCUGGACAUGGCACCCAGCACCGUUUACUCUGGAUUCCUAAUGCUGGUGGCGACAGUGAUGAACUGCAUCAUGUUGUGCAGACACUGCUGUGACUCCAGACUUCAGUCCUCGGAUUCUACUCUCAAACUCGCCUUGUCCAGGCCAGAGUACUGCCCAUCAGUGAGCCAGUCAGUAGACAUGCUGGGUAUGCAGGGGGUUCAAAAGGUUCAAAAGGCCUAAGAGUUCAGUGAUUAUGUGUGAUUACACAAAGGGGAGAUGUGUAAUUGUGACCCUGUGGUACUUAUCUUGGGUAAUAUGAGGUCAGUGCCAGGCUGUAAAUCUCUGUAGCGGUUUCCCAUUGGAUAGAUGGGAUACUUUUGCUUACUUGUGUUCCUUUUUGAGAAGCUCAAAAUGAAAGUGAAGAAGAUGCUACUGAAAUACAUUUGGGCAAUUACAUUGUGGCAUAUUAAUGCCAAAUCACAAACCCCCAGUUAGAACCCUGUGACCAUGACAAUGACCCUGACGAUGAGGUGAAGAGAUUGAUACAGCUGCCGUGUUCCGCUCAUUCGUCUUCUAUUUCUAAGUGACCACACAGAUGGUCAGAGAACUGGGUACACAUCAGAGAACAGACAUCAGUGUUGGAAUCAGUUCUUCCUCAUCUCACGAUAUUAUUUCAGUUUGCAUGGUACAGACAAACCUUCAUGGUGUUCAUGAUGAGUCCUUUUACAUAUUAUCUUUGAUCGACUGAACAGGUUUCUCAGAUAGCAAUGAAUGUAAAGUGUUUUUUUUAUUAUUAUUGUUUUUCCUGCUUUGUAAAUUUUGUAUUGUUUUUGAAUGUGUAGUAAAUGCAUAGCCUAAAUGAA
Messenger RNA from Alosa sapidissima (American shad), 1700 nucleotides. RefSeq lists its product as uncharacterized. Bases 16 to 1077 code for a protein of 353 amino acids. The transcript has 7 exons. The record is from RefSeq and is a predicted model, not a curated record. Lineage: Eukaryota; Metazoa; Chordata; Actinopteri; Clupeiformes; Clupeidae.